Messenger RNA from Fimicolochytrium jonesii, 2816 nucleotides. RefSeq lists its product as uncharacterized. The record is from RefSeq and is a predicted model, not a curated record. The transcript is spliced from 9 exons. Bases 185 to 2623 code for a protein of 812 amino acids. Lineage: Eukaryota; Fungi; Chytridiomycota; Chytridiomycetes; Spizellomycetales; Powellomycetaceae.
CCUCGAUGGUAAAUUGCGGAUAUGGUUCUGGUGUUGGCAGAGGUUUACUGUAUGUCAUGGAAGACAAAUAUAUGACACCAUGGCCAUCUGAUGAUUGUUUAACGUCUGGGGCUUCACCACUUCCCAAUUCAAUCUCGUGAAUUCAAACUUCUUCACAACAGAAACAGCGACGAGACGAUCGAACAUGGCGGCCUCUGCGGCGUCCAUUGAAGAGUGCCUUCGGCACCUCGUAUCGUUCAAUGAUCGGCUGCGUUUUCAGCAGUCUGCUCUGCAGGACCUCCAGCGCGAGAUGAACGUCAUCAUGGUUCAUGUACGAGGUCAAAUCGACUCGGACGGCGCCCCUGGGCUGCACGACAGCGGCCAAAUCAGGCAUCCAACGACAUGGUCGGGUCGGCAGAUGUCCGAUGACUUUUCUGAUGCACCAAUGGAUGAGGCAGUCGAGCGGGCAAUAAGCUUACAUAGCAUGGCCGUUUCGCAGAGCUUCGCAGGUCAGGAGCCCGGUGGGCUUCUGAAAGCUCUAUCUGUGGCCAGCGCCCGGGCGUUUGGCAAUGUGCUCCGUACUUCGAGAACAGACCGUGGACCGCUAUCUGGUAGGAAUAGCCCGGACUUCGCGCAGCGGCGGCCUAGUACAGACAGAGCCCAUUUGCUGCUGAAUGCUGGAAAAAUGCUCGACCGGUUGGAGAAACCUCUGAAGGAGAGUCAGAGCGGACAACUUUCAACGUACUCCUUGAGCUCAAAGUCAUUGCCAGGGGCGAAUGGGAGACCAGAAAUAAAUAACUCGACUUCGCCAAUGCAGCCAGAUGUUGAGAACAACAUCUCGUGGCGCCCAGGUCGCUCCGCGAGUCACACGCGGAUGGACCGCAAAAGCAAGUCGGCCGUCUUUGCUUUGCGUAAUCGACCACCAGACGCUGCCGCUAUAACGGAACCUGUGGCACCGCCAGCUCUGGUAGUUUCUCCUCCAGUGGUCAAAGCACCUGCUCCGGAUCUUGUCCCGAACGGCUCUCCUCCAGAACUAGCUGGCCAUAACCGGGCUGUCAGCGCAUAUAUUCGAUUUGGAGCUGUACCUCGGUUCAAUGAGUUUCGAGUCUACCUGCCGGCCGCGGAGUUUGACGCCGGGCUGAAAAAGGUCAAUAUCGAGAAUCCGUCGCUACUGCUCCACCCGCGGUCGACAUUCGUUGUGGCAUGGGAUAUACUACUAUCUUUGAUUUUAUUCAGCAUAGCGUACUUGAUCCCUGUCGGGAUAUCCUUCGAUUCGGCGCAAAUGCGUAUUGAAAGCUUCGCGAUUUCGCUUACAGCGAUUUUCUUCCUUGACGCCGUCUUCAGCCUGUGCCAGCUGACAACGAAGGAAGGCCUCCCUGUGCCAGCGCGACUUUCCAUGAAGCGCUAUCUGUCUCGCAACGGAUUAUUUGACUUGAUUACGAUACUGCCCUUCGAUAGGUUCGUGGAGCAGAAGUCUGGCGCUUCAGCUACGGAUCUUGUGUUCAUCCUUCGUCUACUGCGUCUUCGACGAAUGGGCCCGAUCUUGAUGACGAAUCCGGUGUAUGGCAGCAUCAGUCUGCGAAUGCAGAGUACCUUUGGUGUGGGCGGCAGCUUCAUGAGCGUGUGGCUUUUUGGCGGCUUGCUGAUAGUGUACCUACACCUGUACGGAUGCGGAGUCUUUCUUGCUGGAAAGCUCACCGACUUUCAGAGUUGGGACGGGCCGGAAACGCAGAGUAUCUUGAAGAAGGAAUUUGGAGCUCAAUACACCUGGGCUGUCUUCGUCGCCAUCGGGAACACUUUCCCCAUCACGGGCUUUCGGCCCAUAACUCCCUAUGAGCAGUGGUCAACAAUUGUUACGUGUCUCAUUGGAGCCCUUCUGUACGCAUCGCUUGUUGGUUCUAUCUCCUCCUUCAGUUUCGGACUGGAUUCAUCAGGGCGACUCUAUAAGCAAAAGAUGGACGAAGUGAACGAGUAUAUGAGCUACAAGCACCUUGGACCCGCCAUGAAGAAUAAAGUCCAGCAGUACUUCCAGCUGAAGUAUAGAGGGAAAUACUUUGAUGAAGCGGCGAUUAUGGCAGAGCUCAACGAUAGCUUACGACAGGAAAUCACAAUUCACAACUGCCGCGAUCUUAUUGCAAAAGUGAGCUUUCUUUCUCGAAAUGUCGGGGACGGACGAGAUAUGACGUUUUUAGGGCGCAUUGCUGGCGCCCUGAAAGCUGUUUUCUUCAUUCAAGGAGACACCAUUUUUGAGCAAGGCUGGGUGGGAAAUGAGAUGUUUUUCAUUCUUUCCGGCACUGUUGAGAUCCUCGUAGGAAAUGGUAUCCGGGUCGGGCAACUGUCCGAUGGCGCCUUCUUCGGGGAAGUUGCAAUCCUUGCAGAAUGUCCUCGGACGGCAACGAUUCGCGCGACGGCAGAUACCGUUGCGUACCAACUGAGCCGAAAGGAUCUGGAAGCCAUUCUGGCGGACUUCGAGGACAUGGCGGUCAAGAUUCGCUUGGUUUACGAGGAGCGGAUGGCCAAGGUCCGCAAGGAGAAAGAGAUGAAGGAAGCUGCGGAAAAGGAAGCCGCUCAGAAAGCCUUGCAAGAAAAGAUGGACAGGGACAUCAUGGGCUCUUCCCAGAUGAGUCCAGAGGACAGCGUGUAACAUCUUGUCAGUCCCGCCUUCUCCAGGCGCUGGUCAGGAUGGGCAGUCACUAUUCCCCGCUGCCUUCGUGCAAGACCUCACGUUGGCGCCGUAUAUCCGUAGUGGCAUGAAGGCUGCACGAGACUAACCUUGUAUAUAGUGAGGUUAUCAUCCUCUCAUAUUCAUUUCCAAUGACAUUGCAUUUCAAAGAAUA